UAGAGGUUUAGGAGAGCGAGGAGACAAAGCUCAGAGAUGGACAUCUUGAGUUGCAUACUACUAGGUCUAAUGGUUGCAUGGAUCUCAAUUUAUACCCUCUAUUAUUCACUUGGAAGAAGAUCAUCAGUUACCACAAGGCUCCCACCUGGACCAAACCCACUUCCCUUCUUUGGCAAUCUCUUAGAGCUUGGCAACAAACCCCAUCUCUCUCUCACCAAGCUUUCACACCGCUACGGCCCCAUAAUGGCCUUGCAACUCGGCCAAAUAACGACGGUGGUAAUUUCUUCAUCAACCGUCGCCAAAGAAGUCCUCCGAACCCACGACCAACUCUUCUGCAACCGAACCGUCCCAGAUGCGGUUCGAGCUUGUCAACAUUCCAAGUAUGGCAUGGCUUGGAUACCGGUUUCACCUGCUUGGAGAAACCUUCGCAAAAUAUGUAACACGCAAUUAUUCGCCACCAAAAUUCUCGAUGCCAACCAAGCCAACCGUCACCUAAAAGUGCAGGAGCUCAUAUCUGACGUCAAUGAAAGCGCUGUAAACGGUGAGGUGGUUGAUAUCGGAAGGGCUGCUUUCAAAACUUCGCUCAAUUUUCUAUCGCGUACAGUCUUCUCUGUGGAUUUAGCAGACCCACACAGUGCGACGGCGAGAGAGUUCAAGGAGUUGGUGUGGGGUAUCUUUGAAGAGGUUGGGAAACCUAACUUGGCUGACUAUUUUCCUGUGCUAAAAAAGAUUGAUCCCCUGGGGAUUCGACGCCGUUUGACUGGUCACUUCCGAAAGAUGCUUGACCUCUUUGACCGCUUGAUGAUGCAACGGUUUGAGUCAAGAAAAGUGCUUGAUUAUAUCACGACUAAUGAUAUGUUAGAUACCCUGAUAAACAUUAGUGAGGAGAAAAAUGAGGAUAUGGACAUGGAUGAAAUUCAACAUCUGCUCCUGGAAUUAUUUGCUGCCGGCACAGAUACAACAUCAUCGACGUUGGAAUGGGCAAUGGCUGAGCUACUCCGCAACCCAGAAAAACUGUCAAAAACUCAAGCGGAGCUGAAGCAGAUCAUCGGAAAAGGAAAAAUGGUUGAGGAAUCCGACGUUGCUCGACUUCCUUACUUACAAGCAAUAAUAAAAGAGACCUUCCGUCUGUACCCAGCAGCGCCUUUACUACUUCCCCGAAAAGCCGAAACAGACGUUGAAAUCGGCGGGUACAUUGUACCAAAGGGUGCACAAGUGUUUGUCAAUGCAUGGGCCAUAGGAAGAGAUCCUGGAAUUUGGGACAACCCGGACUCAUUCGUGCCAGAGAGGUUUCUAGGAUCGGAAAUUGAUGUAACCGGCCAGAACUUUGAGCUUAUCCCGUUUGGAAGUGGGAGGAGAAUGUGUCCUGGCUGGCCAUUGGCAAUGAGAAUGGUGAACUUGAUGUUGGGUUCGCUUAUUAACUGCUUCGAUAAAUGGAAGCUUGAAGAUGGAGUUACACCAGAGACCAUGAACAUGGAUCAGAACUUUGGCCUCACUUUACAGAAAGCUCAACCUCUCAGAGUUGUUCCCAUGUUAUAGAAAUAUAGAAGAACCCAGCUUGAUAUCUACUUUCAUGUUUCUACCAUAUAAUUUUAGGAAAACUAAUGAAAUGGGCUU
This is a messenger RNA of Pyrus x bretschneideri (Chinese white pear), 1617 nucleotides long. RefSeq names its product geraniol 8-hydroxylase-like. The transcript has 2 exons. Gene Ontology annotation, molecular function: iron ion binding; monooxygenase activity; oxidoreductase activity, acting on paired donors, with incorporation or reduction of molecular oxygen. The record is from RefSeq and is a predicted model, not a curated record. NCBI's taxonomy places the organism in Eukaryota, Viridiplantae, Streptophyta, Magnoliopsida, Rosales, Rosaceae. The coding region runs from base 37 to 1539 and encodes 500 amino acids.